Messenger RNA from Malaya genurostris, 4803 nucleotides. RefSeq names its product transmembrane protein 94. The coding region runs from base 295 to 4428 and encodes 1377 amino acids. NCBI's taxonomy places the organism in Eukaryota, Metazoa, Arthropoda, Insecta, Diptera, Culicidae. The record is from RefSeq and is a predicted model, not a curated record. The transcript is spliced from 9 exons.
GUUGCUUCGAAAAACAAACAAGAAAAUCGCACACCAUCAUCUGACACUUCUUAUCAUUUUUGCAGAAAAGAUUAUAAUAUUAUAUCUGCAGUGUUAUUAACUGUUUCGGUUGUGGAAAAAUUCACAUUUCGUUUCGCUAAGGCUGUAAUAGAAAAUGUAGAUGUAAUUUGCUUUUCCAUUGCGAAAUGCGUACUCAUCCGUAGAAAAAAAAAACCUCGAUCAAUAAGGUGUAAGAUUAGUGAGAAAAAUAGUUUGAUUCCUGUUCCUGCAAUAUGACCGAGAUCGAAACCGAGGAUGGGCCUAGAAAAUGAAUUGCAGAGGAUUUGCGCCCCGCGUGGAAAAGAUGCCGAAAUCGGUGACCGGGAGUACCUUGGACUGUCCACGGUGAUGGCCUUACAGCGGCUACACGAUGACAUCGAAGUAGUGUUGACGGCAUACGAAGAAAGAUUUGCGAAGCGCAGAUGGAUCAUACUUUUCAAAUCAUCCUUGGUAGGAAACUCAACGAGUGCCCUUAACUGGUUCCCGUUGCUGGCCACGGUGAUAUCAGUCGUCUCGUUCUUUAUGAUCGGUUAUUGUUACUCAGCUGGGUUCAUCCUGUUCCUCUUACUACUUACGAUAGUAACAAUAGUUCGCGAAAAUAUUUUGCGCCAUACGGAGAUGUUCCGUAAAGUCCGAAGUGUUUUAGAGGAAAUUAAAUGUGGCACUAAGUUGUGCAGUGAAUGGAUUCCCUCGAAUUAUCCCCACAUCUGCAGUCCUUUAUCGCCAUGCGUUACCCUCCAGUGGACUUACCGGGACGGGAAAAUUGUUAAUCUCCCAUGGGCUCUUCUGGUGCGAGGGGACUACAUAGUGAUGCGACCAGGUCAGGUAGCACCCGGAACAUGCACUGAAGUCUUCGGUAAACGAGCGUUCAAAUGUGGUGAAACUUACGGUCUUGCGCAAGCUAUGGAUCCACCGAAAAAACCAAUUGCUCGUGCUCCAAUACCGGAUCUUAUUUGUGUGGUGUCUGUGACGCCUUAUUUAGACAAUCUACGAACGACGUUGGACAAUUUUCUGGACCGACCAACAACGAUGAUCAACCAGCAACGCAAUCUGCUCAUAACAAAAUGUAUCCAGCAAUGUGGAUGGAUUGUCGUUCUAAUACUUACACUGACAGUUGGUGUCCUACGUUACUUGGGUUUUUAUUUUAACGGAAAAGUUCCCACCAAUUGGCGUAAUGUUUUUCUGCUCAAUCCAUCCGCUGCAUUGCUUCCCUUGCUUCCACUGGUCUUUCCGUUGCUAUGGAUCACUAUCAAUCUUUGGGGCACGGCCCGGCUGGAGACACUUCUUUCCAUACCGCAAUCCAUUAUGCGAAAAGCAGCACAAAAAUCCUUCCAGGAAGAUUUGGACACCCCGACAGGAGAUCUGGAACACGUCGAACUUCCUCGUCGGUUGGUGGCUUACUACUGGUGGCAACUGUUUCUUGGUCGUAGCGAACUGCUCAGUAGAAGUGCUAAUGUCGUUCAGGUGCUGGGGACAAUAACGGCUCUCUGUUGUGUAGACAAGAAAGGAAUUCUUUCAUGGCCGAAUCCGACAGCAGAAAAAGUAUUUUUCCUACGAAGUGCCUCUAACGACGAGAGUCAUACCACGGAUUCGUCCGACCAAAGCAGUCUGAACUCGCAGUGCUGCCAGGAACACUACCACCCACUUUCGCAUAUACUAGAACUGAGCUCCCAGAAGGAAGGUUCGGGUGCAAUUGCCGAGGUACUGGAUCUUACGCACGAUCAACACAGCCCGUUCAAGCUAGAGUUCGAUGAUCACGAUUACAAGCACCAUCUGAGUUCUUUGAAACCCCUGGGCCUAGCCAUCCUCGUCAAUACCUGUUGUCCGCUCACUCAGGCCCACUACGCUAAGUUUUGUGGCCACGUGACAGCCGUUGCCAUGCUGGAUAAGGAUUUGGUCCCCGUGACCAACCGGUAUGCGAUUGUAGAGUCGAGUUUGAAUUGCUUUAUGCAUGGCCGUUGUCUGUGCGAACUGGCCCGCCAAAUCGGAUUCACUCCGCAUGCGCGAGAUAUCUUCAACCUGGAGGGACAAAUAUCGAGCUACCGGCAUCUGCUACCAGACGUUGUCCGACGAGAUAUCAAGUUCGCUCGAGCACUUCAGUUGGCAGCCAAGGUAAAGGUUCCCUUUCCCCAUUCGCUGUCGGUGGUCAUGCGUGAAACUCCGGGCGGAUCCUUGCAGCUGUUGACUCAGGGAACGGCUGACAUAGUGUUGGACAGCUGUGAUGACUACUGGGACGGUUAUGAUCUGCAACCGCUGACGGAAAAAGAACGAAAACGUGCGCAAGAUUUUUACCAGCGAAGUGCUCUAACCGCUUACUGUACGGCGUUUUCCUACAAACCAUUGAGACACGGAAUAACUGGAGCCCUUUCAGGAGGAAGUACAGGGGAUGUAGCCUAUUUGGAACUACCACCCGAACGCAAGAUCCACAAAAGUGCAUACUGUAGAGAACGUUCGCUGGAUUACGAACACGGAGGUGCCCCACUGACUCAUCACUCCAUCAGUACGGAUUCAUUGUUGUUCACCGAAAACAAGGACGACGAUAUUUCCGAUGUCGAUGGGUGCUAUGACAUGCAGUGCCAUCAGGUCUUUAUCGGAAUGAUCACGAUGCAGUAUCAAGCCCAGACGGACAUUGUACAGCUGAUCGAACGGUUGGAGCGGGCAUGCAUAAGAUUUGUACACUUCAGCAAGGAGAACGAACUUCGUUCGAGAGUGUUCUCGGAAAAAAUGGGACUAGAAUCGGGCUGGAAUUGUCAUAUCUCUUUGCUGAGUGAUAACGAAAGUGAAAUGCCGUCACCUUCGCGGAACGUUGAAUGCAAAGUACACCCAUCGAGUUCCACUGAUCAACCGGAUUUAGAUGAACAAAAUGAACUAAAUAAAUUACUACCGAAUCUGGAAGGAUCGAAAACUUUGAGCUCAUCUGCCCCAGGGGCGAUCUCGAAUCCGGACUCGAGUUUGUUGGAUCCCAUUAUUGGGCACAUUAAAAAAACAGUGUUGGAUCGUUGUAAUGAUAAUUUCGAGCUUGGCGACUUAAGGCACCACCAAGCCCAGACCUCACGAACCUCCCAAGACUCGGCAAUGGAUUGCGCUGCACACGACGAAAACUGUCGAUCACUAAGCUGCUUGACAGACAGUACCGAACAAAGUGCGCCAAUCAACUUCGAUAUGUCGAACCGAGCUAAACUUCCUCGAGGAAUCGAAAACAUUCGGCCCCAUCUGGAAAAUGUCGAUAACGUACCGUUACUUGUAUCUUUAUUCACCGAUUGUUCUGCGGAAGCUACCCGAGAGAUGCUGAAAAUAAUGCAGCAGUACGGCGAAAUUGUUGUAUGUCUUGGUUCAUCCGCCUCCAAUUCCAACUCGGAGAUUUUCCUCCAAGGGGACUGUUCAAUCGCAAUCGAACCACUCUACCCACAAGUCUGUCAAGACUAUCCUGCCUAUAUAGAAUCCAACAUUUACAAUAACAAAGCCAAGCUUAACCUGAAGCCGCAAAGCCGACUAUUUCGAAAAAUUCCUGAACAAAUUGUCACCGUUUCACCCAUCUAUCUCAGUCGGCUGCUGAACUCCAUUUCCUGUUCGAUCGCAACCUGCCGGGACGACCCGAUCUCGAUAGUUGCUGUCAUAGAAUUGUCUCGACGUUUCAUACAGGGGUUGUGGAGCUGCGUUCAGUUCUGGACUUGCUGCGGAGUUUCGUUGGCUGUCAUGAACACAAUCACUGCGAUUCUCUCACUGCCCCCUAUGAUUGUACCUCACCAUGCACUCUAUGUAAUGUGCUUUGCCGUACCUUUGAUCUCCCUCUCGCUGCUCCGAAUCAACGUCGAUCCUGGAAUUAUGAAGCGAGCCACCGGUAAGAAACAGACCACACUCGAUUCCCGUCUAAUUAUUUUCGUCAUCUGGUGCUACGGAAUCAAGUUCAGCAUCGUGGUACUGUUUCUGGUCAUCUCCUAUUGUUCCUUCCUGUCGCAUCCGAUUGAGAUAUUCUCCGACGACGAAGAUGACGUGCCGGAGAACUUUAACAAAGAUCUGUCAGUAGCACGAAGUUUCAUUCUGCUCGGAACGAUUCUGCAUUUCAUAACCGUUUCGACUUCCUUCGUCCAUCGGGACUACACGUGCUACCGGCGAAAUCCGCUGAGUAACCUGUGCUGGGUUUCUGUAGCUGCCGGGCUUGUAUUGUUUCAUAUCCUCACCGUCGUUGUUCACAUCUGUACCGAUGACUACUACUGGAACGAGAUGGAUCGCGUCUGGCCGAUCGUACUGUUUCUGUUCUUCACCAUAGCCGUGACGUUCGGACUUACCGAAUUUUUCAAAUGGGAAGAAAUCAAAGUAAAUAAUCGAUAUAUUCGACGAGCGAGACUGGAUUUUGGUACCAAGCUAGGAAUGAAUUCGCCAUUCUAGAUGUCGGCAAAAUCAAACUACAAAACCGUUAGAAACCAGAAAAUCAUACCAAAUCAAUCAAUAGCAAUCAUUAUGAAAAAAAGUGUGUACCUUAAGUUGUAUUGUAUAUUCAUCAUGUUUUAGAGUGACUGAAACUAUUGACAUACUUGUAAGAGUCAUGCAUUUGCUUGUAACCUCCCCUCUUAUUACACCUUUUUGCUGUAAAUAAUAACAGAUGCGACUGAAAAAUGUUUCGAUAGCACUAUAGCAGGACAACUAUUGAGCUCGAAAGUAUCGCUUGUUCCGUCUAGCGAAACGGCCGAAAGUCUAUCAGCUACUUGACACUACUGCUAACCACAGUUAAGAGAAAGUUACGAUGUAAAAAAUAAAAUUAAC